This is a messenger RNA of Miscanthus lutarioriparius, 1587 nucleotides long. The record is from the annotation of a GenBank genome assembly. Lineage: Eukaryota; Viridiplantae; Streptophyta; Magnoliopsida; Poales; Poaceae.
AUGGCUGCAUCCACAAGGAAAACUGCUGUAGUAGUUCUCAGCUUGUUCUUGCUGUGUUGCAAUACCUUGCUGCUACCUUCAUCGGCUUCCUCCGAUUCCUUUCUGCAAUGCCUCUCGGUGAUGAUGCCAAGCGAGCUGGUGUACCAGCAGAGCUCGAGCAGCUUCACUUCCGUGCUGCAGUCGUCCGUGCAGAACCCCAGGUUCGUGACCAACACCACGGUGCGGCCGCUGUGCAUCAUCACGGCGUCCGACGUCUCCCACGUCCAGGCCGCCGUGCGCUGCGGCCGCUGGAACGGCGUGCGCCUCCGAGUGCGCAGCGGCGGGCAUGACUACGAGGGCCUCUCCUACCGGUCCGUUCAGCCCGAGGUGUUCGCGGUGCUGGACCUAGCCAGGCUCCGCGGCGUGCAUGUGCGCCCCGGGGACGACAGCGCGUGGGUGGACGCCGGCACGACGCUGGGCGAGCUGUACUACGCCGUGGGCACGACCAACCCGGGGUUCCUGUUCCCGGGAGGCGCGUGCGCGACGGUUGGCGUCAGUGGCUUCAUCAGCGGCGGCGGCAUCGGCCUGAUGAUGCGCAAGUACGGCGUCGGGGGCGACAACGUCGUCGACGCCAGGAUCGUCAACGCCAACGGCGACGUCCUCGACAGGGCCGCCAUGGGGGAGGGCCUCUUCUGGGCCAUCCGCGGAGGCGGCGGCGAGACCUUCGGCGUCGUGGUGGCGUGGCGCCUGAAGCUCUCGAAGGUACCACCGACGGUGACGGUGGUCAACAUCCAGAGGACCAUGGAGCAGGGCGCCGCCGACCUCGUCGCCAAGUGGGAGACGACCAUCCUCCAGCCGGUCCUCCCGGACCUCACCAUCCGGGUCGUCCUGCAGCACAGACACGCCUUCUUCCAGACACUCUUCCUCGGCAGGUGCUCGGACCUCCUCAGCACGAUGGGCAGCCUCUUCCCGGAGCUCGGCACGACGGCGGCCGACUGCAACGAGAUGAGCUGGCUGCGCGCCAUGGCGUUCAUCUACUUCGGCAACACCAACACGCCGGUGGAGGCGCUGCUGAACCGAACCAACAACGUGGGCAACUACUACUUCAAGAGCAAGUCGGACUACGUGCGCCGCGCCGUCGGCAAGGCCGGGUGGGACAGCCUGUACCAGCAGUGGCUCUCGCAGAACGGCAACGGGCAGAUGAUCCUGGAGCCGCACGGCGCGGCGGUCGGUGGCGCCAACACGAUGACCACCUCGCCGUACCCGCACCGCAGGGGCGUGCUGUUCAACAUCCAGUACGGCUCCAACUGGUGCUGCAGCGCCAAUGGCACGGAAGCGGCGGACGCGCUUGGGUGGCUCAACGGCCUUUACGGGUUCAUGACGCAGUUCGUCACCAGCAGCCCCAGGGAGGCGUUCGCCAACUACCGCGACCUGGAUAUGGGCCAGAACGUGAUCGGCGGCGAUGGGUUGUCGUCGUACUGGAGCGCGAGGGCGUGGGCGGAGAGAUACUUCAUGGGGAACUACCGGCGGCUGGUGGCGGUGAAGGCAGCUGUUGAUCCCACUGACUACUUCAGGAACGAGCAGAGCAUCCCACCACUUCCCAAGUAG